Ochotona princeps (American pika) is the source of this 3049-nucleotide messenger RNA. It is a transcript of the gene NR4A3, whose product is annotated as nuclear receptor subfamily 4 group A member 3. Lineage: Eukaryota; Metazoa; Chordata; Mammalia; Lagomorpha; Ochotonidae. The record is from RefSeq and is a predicted model, not a curated record. The transcript has 8 exons. Gene Ontology annotation, biological process: cellular response to corticotropin-releasing hormone stimulus; regulation of transcription by RNA polymerase II. Gene Ontology annotation, molecular function: RNA polymerase II cis-regulatory region sequence-specific DNA binding; zinc ion binding; nuclear receptor activity. Gene Ontology annotation, cellular component: nucleus; transcription regulator complex. Bases 988 to 2910 code for a protein of 640 amino acids.
UUGUGCCGCCGCUGCCGCGCUCCAGGGCGGGGAAGGUGCGCGCGCGUAUACCCAGAGACACACUCACACACUCACACACACACCCUCCCUCGCACACGCGGAACCGGCUGGGCCAGGGGAGGGAGGGAGGAGGAGAAGGAGGAGGAGGAGGGUGACGUAGCGUCCCAUGGCGUCACAUUGACGUCUCGCAUUCCAGGCACUCUAUGGAGAGGCCGCUAGGGCUCCUGUGGCAUAAAUGACGUGCCGGGAGAGCUAGCGAACGCGCAGCCGGGAGAGCGGGAGUCUCCUGCCUCCCGCCUCCCCCCCCCCGCCCCUCCAGCUCCUGCUCCUCCUCCGCUCCCCCAAACACAGACGCGCUCACACCCGCUCCCUCACUCGCACGCACAGACACACACGCGCGCACACACGCUCCGCACACACGCUCCACUCGCUCGCCCGCGCGCUCACACCCCUCGCGCCCUGCGCCCUCGCCGGGGCCGCGCCGCAACCGCAGCGGGGAGAGCCGGGCUCACUUUGCAACGCUGACAGCUCCGGCGGUGGCCGUGGAGGUGGGAACGGCGGCUGGCUGCAUCCUGCCCCGCGGUCGCGGCCUGAGCCAGAACAACCGCUGACCCUCUCGGCGCCACUCUCCCAUGAGUCGGGGUCGCAGCAUCCCCCCGCCAACCGCUCGCCGCCUCCGGGAGCCGCGGGGCUUGUACACUGCAGCCGGGCCGGGACAGCAGCCGUGACUGACCCUCCCCACCCAGUGCAGAUUUCGGGGCAGCUCUCUAGAAACUCGCGCUAAAGACGGAACCGCCACAGCACUCAAAGCCCACUGCGGAAGAGCAUCGCCUGGCAAGUCCAGGCCCUGAGCCUGGACCCUCCGCGGAGUCGGGCAUCACAGCUGCAGCCACUUCGCCUGGCAGGACGUCCCCGCCUCCUACGCUCUCGGCCUCCACUGGAGAGACCCCCAGCCCCACCAUUCAGCGCGCAAGAUACCCUCCAGAUAUGCCCUGCGUGCAAGCCCAGUAUAGCCCUUCGCCUCCAGGUUCCAGUUAUGCCGCGCAGACGUACGGCUCUGAGUACGCCACGGAGAUCAUGAACCCAGACUACGCCAAGCUGACCAUGGAGCUCGGUGGCGCCGAGAUCACGGCCACGGCCACCACGUCCCUGCCCAGCUUCAGUACCUUUAUGGAGGGCUACUCCAGCAGUUACGACCUCAAACCUUCCUGCCUGUACCAAAUGCAGCCAUCUGGACCGCGGCCCUUGAUCAAGAUGGAGGAGGGGCGCGCGCACGGCUACCACCACCAUCACCAUCACCACCACCAUCACCAUCAUCAUCACCAGCAGCAGCCACAGCCGCAGCCGCCGCCGCAGCAGCAGCAGCAGCAGCCGUCUCUUCCUCCCGCCUCUGGCCCGGAAGACGAGGUGCUGCCCAGUACUUCCAUGUACUUCAAACAAUCCCCGCCGUCCACCCCCACCACGCCGGGCUUCCCUCCGCAGACCGGGGCGAUGUGGGACGACGCGCUGCCGUCGGCGCCGGGCUGCAUCGCGCCUGGCCCGCUGCUGGACCCGCCUAUGAAGGCGGUGCCCACGGUGGCCGGCGCCCGCUUCCCACUCUUCCAUUUCAAGCCCUCGCCUCCGCACCCGCCCGCGCCCAGCCCGGCCGGCGGUCACCACCUGGGCUACGACCCAACGGCCGCCGCCGCGCUCAGCCUGCCUCUGGGAGCCUCGGCCGCCGCGGGCAGCCAGACUGCCGCGCUCGAGGGCCACCCGUACGGGCUGCCGCUGGCCAAGAGGGCGACCGCACUGCCCUUCCCGCCGCUGGGCAUCACGGCCUCCCCCACCGCGUCUGGCCUGCUGGGAGAGAGCCCCAGCCUGCCGUCGCCACCCACGCGGAGCUCAUCCUCGGGCGAGGGCACGUGCGCCGUGUGCGGGGACAAUGCCGCCUGCCAGCACUACGGCGUGCGCACCUGCGAAGGUUGCAAGGGCUUCUUCAAGAGAACAGUGCAAAAAAAUGCAAAAUAUGUUUGCCUCGCAAAUAAAAACUGCCCCGUAGACAAGAGACGUCGGAACCGAUGUCAGUACUGUCGUUUUCAGAAGUGUCUCAGUGUCGGGAUGGUUAAAGAAGUUGUGCGGACAGAUAGUCUGAAAGGGAGAAGAGGUCGGCUGCCAUCCAAACCAAAGAGCCCAUUACAGCAGGAACCUUCUCAACCCUGUCCACCUUCUCCUCCCAUCUGUAUGAUGAAUGCCCUUGUCCGAGCUUUAACAGACUCAACGCCCAGAGAUCUUGAUUAUUCCAGAUAUUGUCCCACUGACCAGGCUGCUGUGGGCACGGAUGUGGAGCAUGUGCAACAAUUCUACAACCUUCUGACAGCCUCCAUUGAUGUAUCCAGGAGCUGGGCAGAGAAGAUUCCAGGAUUUACUGAUCUCCCUAAAGAAGAUCAGACGUUACUUAUAGAAUCAGCUUUUUUGGAGCUGUUUGUUCUCAGACUUUCCAUCAGGUCGAACACUGCUGAAGAUAAGUUUGUGUUCUGCAAUGGACUUGUCCUGCAUCGACUUCAGUGCCUUCGUGGAUUUGGAGAGUGGCUCGACUCCAUUAAAGACUUUUCCUUAAAUUUGCAGAGCCUGAACCUUGAUAUCCAAGCCUUAGCCUGCCUAUCAGCACUGAGCAUGAUUACAGAACGACAUGGGUUAAAAGAACCAAAGAGAGUGGAGGAGCUAUGCAACAAGAUCAGAAGCAGCUUAAAAGAACACCAGAGUAAGGGACAGGCUCUGGAGCCCACCGAGUCCAAGGUGUGUGGGGCCCUGUCAGAACUGAAAAAGAUCUGCACCCUGGGCCUCCAGCGCAUCUUCUACCUGAAGCUGGAAGACUUGGUGUCUCCACCUUCCAUCAUCGACAAGCUCUUCCUGGAUACCCUGCCUUUCUAAGUAGGAGCAGCCUCAUCUGCCAGCACCUGCUUGCUCAACAGCAAAGCGAUGGCUCUGGACCAUUUCUGUCCUUCCUUUAAAUGAAAGAGAAGCUCCUGUAGAAAGCAAAGACUUUUUUUUUCUGGCACUUUUCCUGACA